CAAAGAUGUCGGCUCGGUCAUGUGAUCAGCUGUGUCCAAUCACAGCUGAUCACAUGUAAACACGGAAAUGCCGGUUAUCGGCAUUUCUCUCCUCUCGAGCUGUCACACUGGGACAUGUACACUGAUCAUCAGGGCACUGAUGAUCAGUGUGCCAUGAUGAUCAGUGUAGCCCCAGCAGUCCCACCUGUCAAAGUCCAUCAGUGCCAGCUGUCAGUGCCGAUCAGUGCCACGUGCCAGUGCCUAUCAGUGCCACAUCAAUGCCACAUAUCAGUGCCCAUCUGUGCUGCCUUUCAGUGCCAUCCAUCA
Staurois parvus is the source of this 306-nucleotide messenger RNA. Lineage: Eukaryota; Metazoa; Chordata; Amphibia; Anura; Ranidae. The record is from the annotation of a GenBank genome assembly.